Homarus americanus (American lobster) is the source of this 1697-nucleotide messenger RNA. RefSeq lists its product as uncharacterized. The annotation marks the transcript as partial. Gene Ontology annotation, cellular component: membrane. The transcript has 3 exons. Gene Ontology annotation, biological process: monoatomic ion transport. Lineage: Eukaryota; Metazoa; Arthropoda; Malacostraca; Decapoda; Nephropidae. Gene Ontology annotation, molecular function: extracellular ligand-gated monoatomic ion channel activity; protein binding. The record is from RefSeq and is a predicted model, not a curated record.
AUGACCAACGACAUCGGCCUCCAUCAGUGGAGUCACUACUGUCAUAACUUCCACCACGGCGAAUACCGUGCUUAUAUCCACGGCGAGCUGGCUGCCCGAGGCCCCUUCAGCGUUCCCCACAAAGUUCCUCUGCCAGUUAAGGGCAUCAUCACCGUAGGGCAGGAACAGGAUCUGCUGGCUGGGGCUUACGACACCGACCAGAGUUUUCGUGGUCAUAUCGCCCAAGUUAACAUCUGGAAUAGAUCGCUCACGCCGGAGGAGGUGAAGGAACAAGCCUCGUGCAACAAGGCUCCUCUCGGCAACAUUUUUUCCACUGACAGAGAAAAUGUAGAGCUACUCGGGGGCGCCAGUGUUGAGCUGGUGAAGUCUGAGCACUUCUGCCAGAAAUCCGUCGAGUAUGUCAUCUUUCCAGAGGCGCGUUACAUGGCGGAAUCUCGACUGGUCUGCACUAGGAUAGGCUACGAGGUCUACACUCCCCAAGACCGCGAGGAAAACAUUAUUCUUCACCAAGAGUCGCUUCGUUUUGCCGAAAAAUGUCUUUCUAAUUAUCAUCUGUGGAUUGGUGUGACCGACGAGGAGGUAGAAGACGUGUGGAGAAAAUUUACUGAUAACUCGGUUGCUGAAACUCAGUUUGAACUCAAUGAACCUAAUGGGGGUACGGGAGAAAACUGCAUGUUGAUGUUUCUGCCCAACGGUUUGUGGGUAGACACCUCUUGUGUUAUCAGAUGGCCUGCUUGUGUUCCCUGCGAAGUGGAUCGCACUUCACCUCUUCGUCUUAGAGGGUUCUGUUUCUCUAACGAAGCAGAAACUUACUACGAAGUGUUGGGAUACAAGAGGGAGAAACCGUAUAUGCACGGGUACUAUGGGUUUAUUGUGUACAAGACUGACACCUACACGUGGGAGAUGUUUGACACCACCACAGGCGAAGUCGUUGGUAUCCUGGAGGUUCCCACGAAGGACUCUUACCCGAUUGGUCGAAACAUCUGGACGCUCAAGAGGUCGAUGUGUGAUUAUCUGAUUGGAACUCAACUGCAAAUGAGUUUCUCCAUUUGUGAUAACGACGAGUUCACAUGUGCCAACGGUGACUGUAUCCCCAAAGAACUUCGCUAUAACGCCAAGGACGACUGCGUUGAUCUGUCUGAUGAAGAAGAUUGUCAGUUAAUCAUUCUGCCGAAAGGCUACCGUUCGGAGAGGCCGCCAGACAACGAAACAGAAGGCUUAGCUAUCUACGUGGCCCCUACCGUCGACGUCCUCCGCUUCAUGGAGAUUAGUGAUAUUAGACGCGUCAGUAAUGUAGAGUUUCUGAUAGAGAUCAGGUGGAACGACCCUAGGCUAAAGUAUCAGAACCUGGGUGAAACGUUGGAAUGGAAUACGCUCUCAGCCGUGGACAUGGACAGAGUGUGGAGACCCAAGAUCAACUUUCCCAACGUGUACGACGGCAAUAUCAAGAUGCUCUCAGAAGAUCUGUUCCUAGACAAAAUCGGCAUCCCACUUCCCCCAGAGUUCAACAACGUCAGGAUGGACACGGUGUACGACGGGAAGAGCGCCACUUUGGUACAACAGUUGCAUUACAGAGAGAAUUUAACAGAAGCACAGUUGGAAGAGAGGAAUUUUGUAGGAUUGGAUUGUGUCUGUGAGAAAGUGACCAUACUUCCCAAGACCACACCUGCUCCUGUGUUGUUGGGUACUGGGUCAAG